AUGUCGUCCCCCAUCAGCAGGGCGCAGUCCCUCACGGCCGCCCGCCGGCUGCACGCCACGGCGCAGCAGCUCAAGCCCAUGGACGCGCUGGCCUCGACGGCGACCAGCUUCCCGACGACGCACGAGCCGAUCCCCGCGGCCGAGGUGCGCAACACGCCCUACUUCCUCGACAACAAGUUUGUCGAGUCCAAGACGGACCGCUUCAUCGACCUGCACGACCCGGCGACCAACAGCCUGGUGACGCGCGUGCCGCAGAUGACGCUGCCCGAGAUGCAGGCCGUCGUCGAGAGCUCCCAGCGGGCCUUCCAGGCGUGGAAGAACACGACGGUGCUGUUCCGCCAGCAGAUCAUGUUCCGCUACGUGCAGCUCAUCAAGGACAACUGGGACCGCCUGGCGGCGAGCAUCACGCUCGAGCAGGGCAAGACGUUUGCCGACGCAAAGGGCGACGUCCUGCGCGGCCUGCAGGUUGCCGAGGCCGCCAUUGGCGCGCCGGAGCUGCUCAAGGGCGAGGUGCUCGAGGUGUCCAAGGACAUGGAGACGCGGACGUAUCGCGAGCCGCUGGGCGUGACGGCGGCCAUUUGCCCUUUUAACUUCCCUGCCAUGAUUCCCCUGUGGUCCAUCCCCAUUGCCACCAUCACCGGCAACACCAUCAUCGUCAAGCCCUCGGAGCGCGACCCCGGUGCGGCCAUGAUCCUCGUCGAGCUGGCUGAAAAGGCCGGCUUCCCCCCCGGCGUCGUCAGCGUCAUCCACGGCGCCCACGACACGGUCAACUUCAUCCUCGACGAGCCCGCCAUCAAGGCCGUCAGCUUCGUCGGCGGCAACAAGGCCGGCGAGUACAUCUACUCGCGGGCCUCGGCCAACGGCAAGCGCGUGCAGGCCAACCUCGGGGCCAAGAACCACGCGGCCGUGCUGCCCGACUGCAACAAGAAUCACUUCAUCAACAGCGUCGUGGGCGCGGCCUUUGGCGCCGCCGGCCAGCGCUGCAUGGCCCUGAGCACGCUGGUCAUGGUCGGCGAGACCAAGGAGUGGCUGUCCGAGGUUGCGGAGCACGCCAGGGCGCUCAAGGUCGACGGCGGCUUCGAGGAGGGCGCCGACCUGGGCCCCGUCAUCUCGCCCCAGAGCAAGCAGCGCAUCGAGGGCCUCAUUGCCAGCGCCGAGCAGGAGGGCGCCACGAUCCUGCUCGACGGCCGCGGCUACAAGAACGAAAAGUACCCCAACGGCAACUUCAUCGGCCCGACCAUCAUCUCCGACGUGACGCCCGACAUGACGUGCUACAAGCAGGAGAUUUUCGGCCCCGUGCUGGUGUGCCUGAACGUCGAGACGAUUGACGACGCCAUCGAGCUCAUCAACAAGAACGAGUACGGCAACGGCGUGGCCAUCUUCACCAAGUCGGGCGCCACGGCCGAGACGUUCCGCAAGAACAUCGAGGCCGGCCAGGUGGGCAUCAACGUGCCCAUCCCCGUGCCGCUGCCCAUGUUUUCCUUUACCGGCAACAAGAAGUCGAUUGCGGGCGGCGGCGCCAACACGUUUUACGGGCGGCCCGGCAUCAACUUUUACACGCAGCUCAAGACGGUGACGGCGCUGUGGCAGAGCGCGGACGCGGUGGCCAAGAAGGCUGCCGUGCACAUGCCCACGCUGCAGUAG
This is a messenger RNA of Trichoderma reesei QM6a, 1644 nucleotides long. Its product is annotated as aldehyde dehydrogenase. Gene Ontology annotation, cellular component: mitochondrion. Bases 1 to 1644 code for a protein of 547 amino acids. The record is from RefSeq and is a predicted model, not a curated record. NCBI's taxonomy places the organism in Eukaryota, Fungi, Ascomycota, Sordariomycetes, Hypocreales, Hypocreaceae. The transcript is spliced from 2 exons. Gene Ontology annotation, biological process: thymine catabolic process; L-valine catabolic process. Gene Ontology annotation, molecular function: malonate-semialdehyde dehydrogenase (acetylating, [NAD(P)+]) activity; methylmalonate-semialdehyde dehydrogenase (acylating, NAD+) activity.